AUGGUCGGAGAAAGGAAGAAGGUGAAGGUGAUGACGAUGACGAUGAGAUGGCCAAUCUUUCAUCCUCAUCCUUCUUUCUUUUUCGGCUAUUCGUUUCUUUUUGUUUUACUUUUUUUGUUGUCGUUCUAUCUCUAUCGUGGCGCGAGAUGGGACGAUGACGAUGACGAUGGACAGGGAGAGAGAGGGAGUGAGAGACAAGGAGACGAUGAAGCCGAACCCGAAGCAGGAAAAAAAAAAAAAGAAAAAGAAACAGAAGAAGGAGAAGAAGAAGAAGAAGCAGAGGUAACUAUUAAGAGAGAAGAGGGAGAGGGAGAAGCUGGAUAA
Messenger RNA from Trichophyton verrucosum HKI 0517, 324 nucleotides. RefSeq lists its product as uncharacterized. The record is from RefSeq and is a predicted model, not a curated record. Lineage: Eukaryota; Fungi; Ascomycota; Eurotiomycetes; Onygenales; Arthrodermataceae. Bases 1 to 324 code for a protein of 107 amino acids. The transcript is spliced from 2 exons.